CCCUGUGCCGAGUCUACCUAAUGGAGCAUUCACGAAGACCAAUAUUACUUUUGGAAUUACGGUGGAAUUCUUUUGCAAUAUUGGUUACACUCUGGUGGGAGCAAGAAAUGCUACAUGCACUUCAAAUCAAACUUGGAGUCGAUCUAUUCCUACUUGCGUCAAACAAGGUUGUGAAAGACUUCGUAUUUCUAAUGGUCGACUGAGCUCUACUGAUACAAGAGUAGGCGCAGUCGUGUCAGUGAAGUGCUACCCAGGCUACAAACUCGUCGGUUCCAAUUGGAUAAAAUGUCUGUCUACGAAAGCUUGGAGUGGAGAAACUGUUUGUUCCAGUAUGAAUUGUCUGCUGGCAUUUACAAAGAUAAUUUGAACUUACAUGGCGAUUGUUUGUUUGUGCUAUUUGCAUAUGGUUUGUGAUUGGUAUAGUUGAUGUUACGUUUUCUGUUAGCUGUAGAUCCUUGCAGUGGAAAUCCAUUAUAUCUUGUCGGGUCUAGCGGAUGGUUUCGACAUGGCAACGCCAAAGUCUAUAGCGAUUGCGGAUGGUAUCUUCGAGGCAAUAUUGGUCUUAAAAUGAUCGUUAAUUUUCACACGCUGCACACUGCAAAUCUUGGCGACUUUGUUACUGUUCACGAUAGAGAUUCGUCGGGGACUGUCAUUGCGUUGCUCGAUGGAAAUUACGAAAACGAAUCCGUCGUGUCAUGCAGUAAAUCUCUUUUCGUUAGAUAUAUCAGCACAUACCAACUAGACUUCUCGGACUUUGUUGCAUCUUUUAAGAGUAUUGAUCGCAUAACUUCUCCAGAAUAUCCUCAACCUUAUCCUGUAUCUACAAGAAGAAUGUGGACUGUGUGUGCUUUAUCAUCCCAGCCAACUUAUCUUGACUUCACCGAUUUUGAUUUGGAGGAACUGGACAGUGUGGUAGUAACGUCAAGUAAACAACUCAAUGCGACGUUGCGGGGUCGACUGCUACCGUUUAGAUUUGUUCUUACUUCUAUUACCACUUUGCAUUUUACGUCACGUUCUCGGAGCGGAGAAGACAGCCUUCGGCGAUUCUCAGCUCAAAUUCUCGUUCCACAUUUGCCAAUUGAAAGUUGUGAAAGUCUUUAUAUUCCUUACGGUCAAGUGAACUCUACCGAUACGAACGUAGGCACAGUCGUGACAGUCAUGUGUAACACAGGCUACAUACUCGUCGGUUCUAACCGAAGAGAAUGUUUAUCUUCUCAAACUUGGAGUGGAAAGUCUGCGUGUAUAGAACUGCAGUGUUUUCCAUCGCUAUCAGUGCGUAACGCACGAUUUGUUUAUAAGAGUAAUGGCUCCGAAAGUGUAGUAAUGUUGGUCUGUGACACAGGCUACUCUGCUGACGGCACUUUGCAAGCCAUGUGCUCCAGUAGUGGACGGCGGCUGUAUGUUCAACAUCCAAGAAGUUGUAUGGCUAUUCGGUGCUCUCGGCCGAAUCUACUGAAUGGAGCGACAUUGAUGACGGAUGUCAUGCUAGGGAGUACGGUCACAUUUUCAUGCAAUAUUGGUUACAGGCUAGUGGGAGAAACGCGUGCUAUAUGCACUGAAAAUAGAAAUUGGAGUCCAGCUAUUCCUACUUGCGUCAGACAAGAUGUUCAGUAUCUAAUACACUAUCAUCUUCUGCACUUAGAGUUUCAAGCUCGUCUGAGUCUACCUCAGAUUCUUGUUUCUACAACUUUCAAGAAUGCAAGGCAUUUACUUUCAUCCUUUCAGGACAAUUUCUUCAACCGUUUAAUCACAUUCACAGCUGCCGCUCAACCUGUCGGCCAGAUCGAAAGCAAGUUAACUUCGCCCAGUGAUGGAGGGAUGAACGUUGCGUUAGAUCUAAUUUUUGUGAUGGACACAUCAGCAAGCAUUACUCGACGACAAUUUGAAAAAACUUUAAAACCGUUUCCAAAUAUGGUUGCUCGAUAUUUUCCCGUUUCGCCAUUGCGUACGAAUGUAGGCGCUAUUGCAUUUGGCUAUAACAUUUACAUCAUUUCAAAUUUGACAGACAAUUUCGAUGACUUCAAUCGCUCGGUUAGCAACUUUGUUUAUAAGAACGACGGCGGUACUAAUACUGGUCAAGCACUCUUACGGGCAAUAGAAAUGUUCAAGACAUCUGAGAAAUCAUUGGCAUAUACAAAGCGUGUUGUGAUCUUGUUAACCGACGGUUAUAGGAACAUGGGUCCGAGCAUUGCAGCUACCGUCAAACGUUUAAAGAAGAACGUAAUAGAAGUAUUCGCUUUUGGAAUAGGAUCGGAUGUUAAUAAAGUGGAGUUACACACUCUUGCUUCUUCACCAAGUCACAGACACGUUUUCCUUGUCAAAUCGUUCCGCUUGUUUCGCAACUUUACGUUAAGCAUCGUUCCAAAGCCGAUAACCGAGCAAUGUGGUAUCUCUGGGUUUCCUGGAUUUCAUUCUCGAAUAUACGCGGGAGAUAAAUCGGCACAUGGUGCAUGGCCAUGGAUGGCGGCCAUUUAUAAAUUCAAUUCAAUGUCAGUAUGGCAAUUUAUUUGUGGAGGUUCUCUUAUUAACAACCGAUGGAUCGUAACUGCCGCUCAUUGUGUUUUUGAUGACCGAGGAACUUCUAAAGAAAUAAUGAGAGUUCAACUUGGCAAACAAUAUUUGUAUGUAAACAACCCACACGAACAGACUUACAUGACAAAUGUCAGCAGAGCCAUAAUAACUAAGGCAUUUAACCCAGUCACUCACAACGAUGAUUUUGCUUUGCUACCUCUAAACAAAAACGUUACUUUGAACAGAUUUGUCCGACCAAUCUGUUUGCAUCAGCAUCCCAUUUACUACCAAAACUCUUCAAACCUUUAUGUCGGUCGGAGGGCUAUUGUUAUCGGAUGGGGAAGAUACGUUUCAUCUCACCUUGCGUUAUCUGCCGUUUUGAGAGAGACUACAGUUACUAUUCAAAAUAAAUCACAUUGCGAUCAACUCUAUUUGUACGGAAAUCUUACAGACAGUAUGCUAUGUGCUCGAGGCAAUCAAUCAGAUGCUUGCAAAGGAGAUAGUGGAGGUCCCAUGAUGUGUCAGAACAGCAAUACCAAUCGAUUUUUUCUUUGCGGAAUAGUCAGCUUUGGCUUCUCCAAGAUUUGCUUUUCAGGACACGGUGUAUACACAAAUAUUUUGAAGUUUGUUAGUUCUGUUGUGAUUCCAACUGUCAAUAAUAACAGUAUCGUUAGAGGCAGCUAGAAUACCAGUGGAUGUGAAGUUAUGAACACAUACGCCUGCUUUGCGUAUUUAGAAAUGGAUUGCAUACGCUAGAUGUGUUGUGUUUUGCUUGCUACGUUUUGCAAGAGUUGAUGUAAGCAAUUAUUUGUAUGGAUGUGACGUUUCAUGAUGUACAUGAUAUAGU
Molecule: messenger RNA, 3358 nt
Organism: Corticium candelabrum
Lineage: Eukaryota; Metazoa; Porifera; Homoscleromorpha; Homosclerophorida; Plakinidae
Product: complement C2-like
Exons: 9
Coding region: 427-3195 (922 amino acids)
Biological process (GO): proteolysis; complement activation
Cellular component (GO): extracellular region
Molecular function (GO): serine-type endopeptidase activity
Source: RefSeq, a predicted model, not a curated record